Messenger RNA from Rhodotorula toruloides NP11, 2124 nucleotides. Its product is annotated as methionyl-tRNA synthetase. The coding region runs from base 1 to 2124 and encodes 707 amino acids. Lineage: Eukaryota; Fungi; Basidiomycota; Microbotryomycetes; Sporidiobolales; Sporidiobolaceae. The transcript has 11 exons. Gene Ontology annotation, biological process: methionyl-tRNA aminoacylation. Gene Ontology annotation, molecular function: ATP binding; methionine-tRNA ligase activity. Gene Ontology annotation, cellular component: aminoacyl-tRNA synthetase multienzyme complex; cytosol. The record is from RefSeq and is a predicted model, not a curated record.
AUGGCUUCGCCUUACCCCGCUGCUGCUGCCGAGUCUUCCACUCGCAAGAUUCGACCUGGCGUCGAGCUCAAGGACUACCGCGACGACACCGGCAAGACUUUGCCCAAGAAGGACGGCGUUCCCAAUGUCUUGAUCACUUCUGCGUUGCCCUACGUCAACAACCAGCCUCACCUGGGCAACAUCAUCGGGUCCACGUUGUCUGCCGACGUCUUCGCCCGCUACUCCCGACAACGCAACCACCGGGUUCUCUACAUCUGCGGAACGGACGAAUAUGGCACGACGACCGAGGUCAUGGCGGCAAAGGAGGGGCUGAGCCCGCAGGCGUUGUGCGACAAGUACCACAAGCUGCACGCCGACUCCUACCAGUGGUUUGAGAUCGGCUUCGACCACUUCGGGCGGACAUCGACUCCGAAGCAGACUGAGAUCUGCCAGGACAUCUUCUUGAAGCUGUACAAGAAUGGCUGGCUCGAGGAGCACGAGAACAAGCAGCUCUACUGCGAGAAGGACAAGCGCUUCCUUGCCGACCGAUACGUCGAGGGCACCUGCCCCAAGUGCAACUACGACGGCGCACGUGGCGACCAAUGCGAGAACUGCUCCGUCACCUACGAAUCUCCCCUCGAACUCGUCAAUCCCCGCUGCUCAGCCUGCGGCACCACUCCCAAUGCCCGCCUCACCGCGCACCUGCACAUCAAGCUCGCCGAGCUGCAACCGCAGAUCGAGGAGUUCGUCAAGAAGUCGAGCAGCACCGGGACGUGGUCGGCGAACGGCAAGGCAUUUACGGAUGGCUGGCUGCGUGGUGGGUUGCAGAGUCGCGGUAUGACUCGUGACUUGGAGUGGGGCGUCAAGCUGCCGAAGGAGCUGGGACCGAAGUGGGAGAACAAGGUCAUGUAUGUUUGGUUCGAUGCGCCGAUCGGCUACCCGUCAAUCACCGCCAACUACACGGACGAGUGGCAGCAGUGGUGGCGAAAGCCAGAGGACGUCACGCUCUACCAGUUCAUGGGCAAGGAUAACGUUCCCUUCCACACGGUCCUGUUCCCCGGCUACCUGCUGGGCACCAGCGACAAGUGGACGAUGCUCAACUCGAUCUCGACAACCGAAUACUUGCAGUACGAGGGGACGAAGUUCUCCAAGUCGAAGAACGUCGGCGUCUUCGGGCAGAACGCGCGCGAGACGGGCGUCCCGCCGUCGGUUUGGCGGUACUACCUCCUCAUGAACCGCCCCGAGACGAACGACUCCGAGUUCAACUGGGACGACUUCAUCACUCGCAACAACUCGGAACUGCUCAACAACUUUGGCAACUACGCGAACCGCGUCAUCAAGUUUGCCAUCGCCAAGUACGGCUCCGUCAUCCCCGACCCGAAGGACGGCGCGUUCGACUACGCUUCCGGCUCGCCCUACCCCUUCGCCGACGAGGACAAGGCGUUCGUCGACGAGAUCAACACGCUCUUGGCGACCUACGUCGACCAGCUCGACCACCAGAAGCUGCGCGGUGGCCUCAUGACCCUCAUGCACAUCUCGGCGCGCGGGAACCAGUUCAUCCAGGACAACCGCCUCGACAACACGCUCCUCGAGAACAACCCUUCCCGCGCCGCCGAGGUCGUCCUCCUCGCACUGAACCUGAUCUACGUCAUCGCCGCCCUCUCGCACCCGUACAUGCCCUCGACGUCCGACUCGAUCCUCGCGCAGCUCAACGCCGUCCCGCGUGCGAUUCCCGACUCCUUCUCGAUUGACCUCUUCCCCGGCCACAAGCUCGGCGAGGCCAAGCACCUCUUUACGCGCAUCGACCCGAAGAUGGCGGCGGUCUGGCGCGCACAGUACGGCGGCGAGGCGGCCAAGGCUGCGAUCGCGGCGGCGAGCGAGCAGAAGCUGUCGAAGAAGCAGCAGGACAAGCUGAAGAAGGCUGCGCAGAAGGCUGCUGCCGAAGCCGAAGCGGCGCGGCCCGAGACGGAGGAGGAGCGCGCGCUCGAGGAGCAGAUCAAGGCGCAGGGCGACAAGGUGAGGCGGAUCAAGCAGGGCCAGGCCGAGGAGGGCGACCGCGCUGUCGAGGACGAGGUUGUGGCGCUCAAGGCGCUCAAGGAGGAACUUGCGGCAUUGGCCAAGAGCCUCGCCGACGUCCAGCUGUAG